GUCACGUUAAUAGCGUGUGACUCCAAAGCCAAAGGCAAGUCAGAAGCACAACACAAAACGAGAGAAAGAGAGAGAAGAAAAUACAUGAAAUUGAAAGAUGAACGAAGAUGGCGUAAGCUCUGCCAAUCCCAAUCUCUCUCUUCCGAAACCACCUUCUUCUCCUCCCACACCUGCAGCAAGUUCUGCGGGGGCCUCGUCGCCGGCGUUUCCGCCCAAUGGAGAUGUUCGUCGCCGCCACAAAUCAAGUGCGGAUUCGCGCGAGGUUGUGGGUUCGUUGCUGCAAGGCUCUUCGGUUCCCUCCUGCCGGCCAUGGGAGCGCGGCGAUUUGCUGCGCCGCCUUUCGACGUUUAAGCUCGCCGGGAAAUUGCCCAAGGUUGCUGGGUCGUUGGCUUGUGCGAAGAGAGGUUGGGUGAAUGUGGGUGUUGCUAAGAUUGAGUGUGAGAUAUGUCGUGCUCAAUUAGAUUUUGCCGUGCCUUCAGCUUCAUCUUUUGAAGCUGAUGGCUCCAGUGAAGAGUUUUCUGAACAGCUUGAUAGAGGCCACAAAGUCACCUGUCCUUGGAGAGGCAAUAGCUGUCCUGAAAGCUUGGUGCAGUUUCCUCCUACUUCGCCUUCAGCUCUAAUUGGUGGUUUUAAGGAUAGGUGUGAUGGACUCUUGCAGUUUUAUUCCCUCCCAAUCGUAUCUUCAUCUGCAAUUGAGCUUAUGCGGGUUACACACAGCCCUCAAAUUGAUCAUUUACUUGCUCAAUUGCAAAUUCAGACAGCUGGAGAAUUGGGCUGCAGAGCAGAAAAUGCUUCUGGAACGGGCAUAACUGGAGAACAGGCCUGUCAUUCAUAUUCUUAUGCUCAAAAGCUAAUAAGUCUUUGUGGAUGGGAGCCACGAUGGCUUCCUAAUGUGCUUGACUGUGAAGAACAAUCGGCUGAAUCUGCAAAAAAUGGGUAUAGCUCUGAUCCAGCCAAAGGAUCUGCAGCUGAUCCUGCUCCAAGCAAGAGGGAGUUUUCAACUUCUUCAAGGAAAGAUACUGGGGACAAUGAUGUACUGGGUUCAGAGUUUAAUUGUGAGUCUAGGUCACCAUUGUUAGAUUGUAGUUUAUGUGGGGUUACAGUUAGAGUAUGGGAUUUCUUGACAGCUCCACGACCAGUUCAUUUGACACCCUGUGGGAUUGAUACACCUCAAACAAGCAAGAAAAUAGCAUCAACUCGAGGAAUAAGUGCAGCUAGUGGUAUCAAUGAAUGGGCUGCUACUGAUGGUGUUGAAAAAGAGAGGACUGGAGACCGUGAUGAGGCUACAACAUCCGAAAAAAAACUUGUAUCCAUUAAAAGUUUAGACAUAAGUCUUAGGAUGGCUAGUGGGCCAUCCUCUUCACCAAUAAACUUGACAUCAACCUCAGGUCAUGCGCAAGAUGCUGGGGAAGAGAAACAUCUGAUGAUUGGGCGGCCUUCUGGAAGUGAGGUUGGAGACCAGACGGCUUCUUAUGAAUCACAAGGCCCCACUGCUCGCAAACGCAAGUUGGAUGAUGGUGGAACCACUGCUGACAGGCAACAUCUAAAUGUGCAACAGGCAGACAGUGUUGAAAAAACUGUGACUGACCGCGAUAAUAAUGAAGUCAUUGGUAGUCAACUGUAUUCAGCUGGCCCUUCAAAGCGUGCCCGUCAUACUAAUCUAUUGGAAACAUUCCAGUUUCCAUUAAGAAAUUCUUCUGCACCUAGCCAUUCAUUGGGUAUUCAAAUAGAACUGGAUGCAAAUAUCCCUAACCAGUUAAACCCAGAAAGGGAUCAUGCCAUUGGUGUUAUGUCUACCAGAGAUUCUGCUCAAGCAUCUUCUAUUAUUGCAAUGAAUACAGUUUAUCACAGUUCAGAUGAUGAAUCAAUGGAAAGUGUUGAAAAUUUUCCUGUAGAUGCUAAUGAUGUCAAUUUCCCUUCUGUUGAUUUGAACGAAGCAUCAGAGCUAAAUAGCAGCUAUCAAGCACAGCAAAGUGCUUGUUUCCAGCCACUUUUAGAUAGGGCAGGAGGGGAGGCAGGUGUUAGCAGUUCAAAUGCUUGUGGGGAAGUUUUGAACAUGGAGAUACUGACUGCACAUGCUAGAGAUGGACCUAGUUUUGGUAUUAGUGGGGGAAGUGUGGGCAUGGGUGCAAGUCAUGAGGCUGAAAUCCAUGGGACUGAUGUCUCAGUUCAUAGAGGUGAUAGUUUAGGUGAUGUUGAACCAAUUGCUGAAGUGAUUGAAAAUCAGGGUCCACCUGGUGAAUUUGAGCCUUAUCAUGGACAUACUGGGGACUUUGUGCCUGAGGAAAUGAGUCGGGAAGAUCCUCAAGGGGAUAGUCAAGCCAUGGUGUCUCAAUCUAUAGCAAGGGCUGAUAGUGGCUCAAAAAUUAUAGCUUCAACCAAGGUUGAAUCUGUUGAAAGUGGUGAGAAGACCAGUUGUAGCAUGCAGAUGAUAGACCCUGACAAUGGUGCCCAUCCGUCCCUUUCUUGUAAUGCUGUUGUAUGUUCUGCCUAUGAAGUAUCCAAGGAAGAAGUUACUCAGACUGGGAAGGCAUCUCACAUUGAUGACGGUGCAUAUCAUGAAUCAGGCCAUUUAAAUACUGAUGUUAUGGGGAUUCCUUACAGAGACAUCAGUAAUGGAGGUGUUGAAUUUGAUCCAAUCAAAUCACAUAACGAUCACUGUCCUUGGGUGAAUGGGGAUGUUGCUGCUGCUGGUUGCGAUAAUCCCUGCUCCAGUUCUGGUGUGGGUAGUGUGGCUCUUUGUGGCUGGCAGCUGACUUUAGAUGCCCUGGACUCUUUCCAGUCUCUUGGACAUCUUCCUCUCCAAACUCUUGAAUCAGAAUCGGCAGCAUCUAUGUGCAAGGGUGAUCGGUUCACUUCCAGCCAGAAAUUGUUAGCACGCAACUCCUAUGUUAGAAACCAGGGGAAAAACUGAGACCUGGAGGAAGUUGUCAAACGUUAUGUUGAGUUGUUUUUUCGGAGAAUGAGUAUUGUUCCUACAUCCAAAUUCAAGUUAUGUUUUUUCUACAUCCAAAUGCAAGUUAUGUUUUCAAUCAAUCGGAUGCUUGUCCAUUCUGGUUUCCUAAAGUCAGUUUUGAUGCUAUAAUAUAUUGGAUUUUGGAUUGGUGUUGUCUGUCAAUUUAAAAUAAAAGUGUCAUUGCAUCAGAAA
This is a messenger RNA of Vigna angularis (adzuki bean), 3148 nucleotides long. RefSeq lists its product as uncharacterized. The record is from RefSeq and is a predicted model, not a curated record. The transcript is spliced from 7 exons. Gene Ontology annotation, molecular function: zinc ion binding. Gene Ontology annotation, cellular component: nucleus. Lineage: Eukaryota; Viridiplantae; Streptophyta; Magnoliopsida; Fabales; Fabaceae. The coding region runs from base 98 to 2914 and encodes 938 amino acids.